This is a messenger RNA of Pichia kudriavzevii, 666 nucleotides long. RefSeq lists its product as uncharacterized. The transcript has a single exon. The record is from RefSeq and is a predicted model, not a curated record. Lineage: Eukaryota; Fungi; Ascomycota; Pichiomycetes; Pichiales; Pichiaceae. Bases 1 to 666 code for a protein of 221 amino acids.
AUGGUUCUAACAAAAUCAUUCAUUAGACAUCAUCUCAAGGCAAUGUCAGGCAUCAAACCCAUCUACUACGCGUCGCACGUCUACCCAAGAGGUACUGCCACCACCACCAACGUCAACAUCUCGGCAAAUGUUGAGUUGUACCUCGACUACAACUGUCCAUACUCGGCCAAACUCUUCAAGAAGUUCCAGGACGAGGUGUUCCCCAAAGUUGACAAUGUUAGCUUCACCUUCAUCCAUGUCGUCCAGCCGUGGCACGGGGUCCAAUCGUCCGUUCUACACGAGAUUGGAAUUGCCCUCUCCAAAGUGGUUCCUGAGAAGUUCUGGGAGUACUCACGCUUGGUGUUUGAUCUCAUUGAACACUGGUAUGACACCGAGAUCAUUGACAUGACUAGGGGGGAUAUCAUCGAGAGUGUCUUAAAGGAAGUUGCCCCCCUAGUGACAGAGACGCAAUUAAAGCAAAUCAGGGGGCUUGUCUCCAUUAGGAGAAGCACGAUUCCCGACAACACGGGGAAUGGCGUCACUGGCGAUGUCAAGUACUUCACAAGGUACCAUCGCACCCGUGGUGUCCACAUGACUCCUACGGUCUUCAUUGACGGCGUGAUUUCUUCCAACAUUGAAAGCAGCACACCGACAUUGGAAAUCGUCAACCUCUUAUCAAAAUUGUAG